AAAUGUGCCUUAACCAUUUUUUUGUUAAAUCGUCUGCUCAAGCAACAAAAUAUAGUUUUGAAACGAGGAGAAAAAUCUCAGUCUGAAGUAGGAGGACGACAACGUCAGGCCAGGAGCGCGGCAGCUGACGUCAAAGAUGCCAGGCGAACAGCGUGGACAGCCCCGCAGCGCUGACGCCGUUAUGGCCUCCUUGGCGGCGAGGACCCCUAGCCGAGGCGCCAUUUUAGAGUUCCUUCAGAGGGCUCCCACCGGACGGGUGACCGAUCGACCGACCGACCCGCCGCCGUUCCUUCCUCUUCCUCCCCGGCCGCCGUUUCGCCUCCUCCCCGUCGCCAUGAGCGUGGUGGAUCACGUGCGGGAGAUGGCGGCCGCCGGGCUCCACUCCAACGUGCGGCUCCUCAGCGGGCUUCUGCUGACCAUGAGCGGCAACAACCCGGAGCUGUUUUCUCCAUCGCAGAAGUAUCAGCUCCUGGUGUAUCACGCCGAUUCCCUCUUCCACGACAAGGAGUAUAGAAAUGCCGUUAGUAAGUAUACCAUGGCUUUGCAGCAGAAGAAAGCGUUGAGUAAAACGUCCAAAGUGAGGCCUUCUACCGGGAAUGCUGCGUCGACUCCUCCGAGUCAGUGCCUGCCGUCCGAAAUCGAGGUGAAAUACAAAAUGGCGGAGUGCUAUACCAUGUUGAAGCAAGACAAAGACGCUAUCGCUAUACUUGAUGGAAUCCCAUCAAGGCAGAGAACCCCCAAGAUUAACAUGAUGCUGGCCAAUUUGUACAAGAAGGCAGGUCAAGAGCGGUCCUCCGUCACGAGCUACAAAGAGGUGCUGAGGCAGUGUCCAUUAGCCCUGGAUGCCAUCCUAGGUUUGCUGUCGCUCUCUGUAAAAGGCGCGGAAGUUGCCUCCAUGACAAUGAAUGUGAUUCAGAGCAUCCCAAACCUGGACUGGCUUUCCGUGUGGAUCAAAGCAUAUGCGUUUGUGCACACUGGAGACAACACCAGAGCGAUCAACACCAUCUGCUCGCUGGAGAAGAAGUCACUGCUGAGGGAUAACGUUGAUAUAUUGGGGAGUCUAGCAGACCUUUAUUUCAGAGCCGGCGACAACAAGAACGCAAUUCUGAAAUUCGAACAGGCUCAAAUGCUGGAUCCGUAUCUAAUAAAGGGAAUGGAUGUCUAUGGUUAUCUGUUAGCUCGUGAAGGUCGCCUGGAAGACGUGGAGAAUCUGGGCUGCCGCCUCUUCAAUAUUUCUGACCAGCAUGCAGAGCCUUGGGUGGUCUCAGGGUGCCACAGUUUCUACAGCAAACGCUACUCCCGAGCCUUGUACUUAGGAGCCAAAGCCAUCCAGCUGAACAGCAACAGCGUGCAGGCACUGCUGCUGAAAGGCGCCGCUCUACGGAACAUGGGGAGAGUGCAGGAGGCGAUCAUACACUUCCGCGAAGCUAUCCGGCUCGCCCCUUGCAGAUUGGACUGCUAUGAAGGCCUCAUAGAGUGCUACUUGGCAUCCAACGGUCUCCGCGAAGCUACCGUCAUGGCCAAUAACGUCUACAAAACCCUGGGAGCCAAUGCGCAGACACUGACGCUUCUAGCCACCGUUUGUCUAGAAGAUCCCGUUGCGCAGGAGAAAGCAAAGACGCUGCUGGACAAAGCGUUGACGCAGAGGCCCGACUACAUUAAAGCCGUGGUAAAGAAAGCCGAGCUCCUCAGCCGGGAACAGAAAUACGAAGAUGGAAUUGCUUUGCUAAGGAAUGCCCUGGCCAAUCAGAGUGACUGCAUCCUGCAUCGGAUGUUAGGGGAUUUCCUGGUAGCUGUUAAUGAGUAUCAAGAAGCCAUGGACCAGUACAGUAUCGCUCUAAGCCUGGAUCCCAACGAUCAGAAGUCUCUGGAGGGGAUGCAGAAGAUGGAGAAAGAAGAAAGCCCCACAGAUGCUACCCAGGAGGAGGACGUGGACGACAUGGAAGGGAGCGGGGAAGAAGGCGACUUGGAAGGCAGCGACAGCGAAGCCGCCCAGUGGGCCGACCAAGAGCAGUGGUUUGGCAUGCAGUGACUCCCCCCCCACCCCCCAAGGCCUGCUUCUCCCUGGACCGAGGAGGGCCGAGGGGCCAUAAAAACUGGACGGUGGCAUGCCUCGAAGCUGCCACGGAGGUUCAAAAGCUCACGUUCUUGGUUGAUGCUUCUUUAAUACAAAUGCCGAGUGACUGCAGGGGCUUGUGCCGGGGAGGCGUUGGUAUCAAACCGCGACUUGCCUCCUUUAUGUCUAAAAUUAGAAGCGUUGAAAGAGCGUGAACCGUUUCCCUCGUUAAUGACUCAACCGACCCCGGAAUCGUGUUACAAACUAAUUACUCUCGAUUCCCUUUGGUGGCUAAACGCAGGCUCCUUUGUAUCCUUUCCGUAAAAGAGGCUUUGCGCACAAAGCCCACACGGCGGGUCGAGAGGCGGGAACUCCUCCGGAAAGCUGUGGGAGUCUCUCACAAGGGCAGCCUGCCCGCCCCCCCCCUUCCCGGUCUCUCCUUCUCUAGAUGGCACGCUAUAAAAACAGGAGACCACCUUGUGCCUCUAAUUGAUGAGCCGAUCGAUUCACAUAUGGCGACACGGGAGAGAAUUACAGGCAUUUCCACAUUCCGUGCCGGUGGGUUGCCGCUCCUAUAAACCUUUACGGGGUGUCGAAAACAUAAGAGGGGACAAUGGAAAAGGUCAUACCGAGAAGAGGCAAUUGAAGGCACUUAGGGCUAUUUGUACCGAAGAAUGCAAAUUCUCAACCUGAAAGCUCCCUCACCUUUGUAUAUAACUAUUAAAAAGAGCCUUGCAAA
Molecule: messenger RNA, 2795 nt
Organism: Heteronotia binoei (common prickly gecko)
Lineage: Eukaryota; Metazoa; Chordata; Lepidosauria; Squamata; Gekkonidae
Gene: ANAPC7
Product: anaphase promoting complex subunit 7
Exons: 11
Coding region: 137-2032 (631 amino acids)
Biological process (GO): cell division
Molecular function (GO): protein binding
Source: RefSeq, a predicted model, not a curated record